AUGCUGGUGCUCAUGGUGGGCGUCGUGCUCACAGCCGCCCUAGCAAUCGCCUUCGUCUGCAGUGCCUUCAUUCUCUUCAUUAUCCUCACCAGCAAACAGGUAAGGCGGGUCAAGGGUCUCGACGCAGCUGCCUUGCAAGGUCCUUCCCUCGCCCCACAGGAGGCGCAUGUGAAGCAGCGGACACGUGCUCCCACGCCCGCACAAAUAGACUGGGCUCUUGGCACGCUCGCCGGCGCCUCAAAGCAACCGCAGGCACACAACAGUAACAAAUUACAAGAGCAGCACGAGCCUCCUCCACCUGCAGCUUAUGGUAACGGGCGUCUUACUGUCCCUCCUCUUCAUCGUCUUCUCCACGCCCUCGCUUCUCAAGGUUAUAUCUUGUGUAUGAUUCGCCACUGCAUCGUGUCUGUGUCAAAGAGGACAACAGUUCGUCCGCCCAAUGACUCAAUCCUGUUGCAGGAGCGCUGGUUACUGCACGACAGCCAGGAGGCCGGCGAGGGGGCGUCGGCGGAGGAGCUUCCCCAGGGCGACGACUGGGACGCCUUUCCCCUCAACGCCACGGACGGCGUUAACGUGAGCUAUGAUUCCCUCGCCUCCGUCGCGGGCGCGUCGUGGCUCCCUUCCCAUGACGCGGAAAACCUCAGUGCCGUCCUCUCCCUCGGCCUCAACGACAGCGCGGGCGGGCCGCUCCAUCCUGUCGUGUGGGAGAGCGACGUGGUGUGCCGCAUGUACGGCUUCCUGCUGGUGAUGCUGCACACGGUGGCGGUGUGGGUGGUGGUGGGCCUCCACUGCGACAAAUACUGCGCCAUCGCCACGCCUCUGCGCUACAAUCAGAUCGUGACGCGCCGCCGGGUGGCCGCCCUCUCUUCCAUCGCGUGGGUCAUGGGCCUGGUCCUGGCCACCCCGCCGCUCCUCGGCUCCUACGCCUACUCGUUCUCGGAGGGCGUCUGCCUGCCGGUGUGGCACCUGGCGGACGCUGCAGCCUACACUUGGACACUCGCGACGCUCUACGUUAUCCUGCCCUUCACCAUCAUGCUUAUCGUCAACGGCCGCAUCAUCGUCAUUGCUCGCCAUCACCAACACCGAAUCUUCUCCGCCAUAUUCGAAGUCAUGAUGUCUGCACAAGCCACCGUCACUCACCAAAAGAACCCAUUCGAUGUUCCGAAAAAGAAAAGAAAGUCGGUGUGGACAGUAUUAGAACAGCUGGCAGCGUUUGUAGUGUGUUAUUACCCUUUCUUCGGAACCAUCAUGUGGGAGACGAUCCGGGGCCGCCCCGCCAACGAGUACUGCGUCCUGUUCGUGACGGCGCUGUUCGUCCUGUCGCCUCUUGUCAACACUUUUGUAUACGGCAUCAAAAGCAAGAAUAUCCGCAAGGCUUUCAGAAACUACCUCAGGAAGAAACUAUAUAAAACCGAGAUGAAACACGAAAUUCAGGCUCGCAUUCCCUCGGCAAGUAACUCUCGGCGGCCUUCCAUCACCUCCACGCUCGCCAUGCCCAUCCUCCAGAAGUCUCUCCAGCGCCGCAUGUCAGAUUACCUCCUACAGGACCAGCUGAACCAACCCAAGCUGGUGCGCCGUUCUUCGGACAUGUCGUGGCACCCUCUGGAGGAAGGAACGCCCUCUCCCACGAGGCUCAGGAGACCGCUGGAUACCAAGUUCCCCGUCCAGAGUUCCCCUGCCGGCUCGCACUCCCCCGCCAGCGUCGCCAACUUCCUCACUGUCCCUUCCUUCGAGGCGGCGCGGAACUACUAUUGCAGCCAACAGCGGGUCCGUCUCUCCAUCUCCUCCUUAGACUCUGACCAAAGCUUCUCGGUGAGAGAGUCUCGCACGGAGGAGGAGAACCUCAUGGUCACGCUCUCGCCCGACUCUCAGUCGACGGUGGAGGUGCUGGCCAACCCUCACGAGGCCUCCGAAAGCAUCAGCAGAUCCAAGUCCCUCCAGCUCCCUCUCUUCACCUUGGAAACCAAGGACCCGAAAGAGCAGCAAUACCAGGCGAUCCAUAACCAGACCGACUGCCAGACGCCGCUCUUGUGCAAGACGUUCGAAAAGCCCAACAGAAGCUCAAGCCUACACUCGUCGUCGCCGCACGUCAUGCGCACGUUAGAGGCCAUCCUGUCGGUUAGGAUUUCGCAAUCGCUCCUCCGCCGAGGCUCGGGCUGGGGGGGCUCGCAGGGCAGCAUGGAGCGGCUUUCUCAAUUCCUCCGGGAAAACAGGCGCAACACCUUGCCUGCGAAUGACUCCUACGCUCCCUUUACGCUCCACAACGCCGACAGCGAGGACUACCCCGAAGAGAAUAAUCUCGGAAGCCCUCCCGCCAACAUGGAGGACGAGGACGUCAGUGUCCUCACCUUCAUCACUCCGCUGCCCAACGGAGGCGCCUGUCUCGGGGUGUGCCCCAAAGACGCGCCUCUAGAGAUGGAAACGACGCUCACCGUUACCUAGCAAACUCCGUGAUGAGAAAGCCUCGAGGAGCAUUUUCAAAGAUAAAAGUCAAAGACACAGAGUUCACGAGUGACGAGAAGCCUUUAAGAAAGAAUCAGCUGGUGCUUUGUCCGUUUCCCCUGCAAGGAAAUUCAAAAUACAUUCGAAAUCAGACCCGCAGCAGGCAGUGAUGUCAUAGUACUGAAUGAAGGUACUGGACAGGCAAUGAAUCAAGGAAACAAUGUGAAUAGUUGUUGUUCGAUGUCAAGAUUCGUAACUGAACUGUACCUGAGUUCGCCCAAGAACAAACCGGUUUGCAUCCCAAACGCAGCACGAAGUGUCAGACAACAUAACCUAGGUCCGGAACCAAAACCUAAAAAGCGCAAAAAUGAUAGAAAAGCGACAAAUACAGGACUGUUCACGUAAUCUCGUAGUAGCUGUGUCAAGUGUUAGUCUAGCCACUGUCAGCAUGUAGGAAAAAGGUCCAGCUCACUCCCUCUCAGGAAGGCGCUUAGCAUACGGCUCCUGAGGCGAACA
Molecule: messenger RNA, 2958 nt
Organism: Penaeus vannamei (Pacific white shrimp)
Lineage: Eukaryota; Metazoa; Arthropoda; Malacostraca; Decapoda; Penaeidae
Source: RefSeq, a predicted model, not a curated record